CCGCCAGCACUGUCGGUUGUAGAAUAUCCUCUCUAAAUUGGUUGCAUGUUUUGAUUUACUCUAAAGGUCUAAAAAAAUAAAUUGGUGUCAAUGUUAAUAGUUAAACCAGACUCAACGCUCAAGUUUCUGCCAUCCGUAAGGCUUAUCAACAACUUGAACAUCCGCAAGGGAAGCCGUACGGGAAAUUCCGGCAACCAUCUUGAGUUCCAAGUGCUCACCCAGAUUCAGUACGUACCCUGAUAGCGGUAACUACCGGAAACCAAAGGCACUAAAAUGCAGGA
Messenger RNA from Anopheles nili, 281 nucleotides. RefSeq lists its product as uncharacterized. Lineage: Eukaryota; Metazoa; Arthropoda; Insecta; Diptera; Culicidae. The transcript is spliced from 2 exons. The coding region runs from base 91 to 240 and encodes 49 amino acids. The record is from RefSeq and is a predicted model, not a curated record.